This is a messenger RNA of Meyerozyma guilliermondii ATCC 6260, 1605 nucleotides long. RefSeq names its product putative serine/threonine protein kinase. Gene Ontology annotation, molecular function: ATP binding; protein serine/threonine kinase activity. The transcript has a single exon. The coding region runs from base 1 to 1605 and encodes 534 amino acids. Gene Ontology annotation, biological process: intracellular signal transduction; protein phosphorylation. Lineage: Eukaryota; Fungi; Ascomycota; Pichiomycetes; Serinales; Debaryomycetaceae. The record is from RefSeq and is a predicted model, not a curated record.
AUGACGGGAGACAAGUUGACCUCAUCACAUGGGAAAAAUAAACGGUUCUUUUCUGCUUCUUCGUCGUCGUUGAAUCAGGAAUUGCAACCCAGGGACAACGAUGGAACAUUGUCGGCGUCAUCGCAUCGAUCAUUUUUGAAAAAAAUGAAUUCUAGGGGCUCUAGAUCAAUAUCUCCACAAACCAGUUCGAGCUCAAUUAGCUCAUUUUUCAGGAGAAAUCCAACCCAAUCCGAAAGUGAUACCUCCAAGGAUCGGUUUCAUUUCGAGCACGAUGUGGGACUGCCGGUCAAUCCCUACCAAGAUUCUCAUUCCAGUUUAAACGACGACACCACGGCUCUGGAAUCAGACCGCUCUCUGGUGAAAAAGCACGACGAGAAAGCUCCGCAAAACCAUUUUGAAAAGCAAAAAAACCACAGUCAUGUAUCGUUGCGCCGUUUUUUUAAAAAAUUUAAGAUUGAGUCCGAUUCCAAAAAGGCGAAAAAUUACCACCAACAACACCAUACUCACCACCUUCACAAAUCCCACUCAGAAUUAUUCAAAAAGUACGGCGAGGUUGGAAAACUUUUGGGUACUGGAGCCAGUGGCUCUGUUAACAUUGUACGAGCCAAGGACAAUCCCAAUAAAGUUUACGCAAUCAAGAAAUUUAGAGCAAGACUUCCAAGAGAAGCCGAGAGCGACUACAAGGCCAAAGUGAAAAAUGAGUUCAAAAUCGGCGAGAUUUUGCACCAUGAGAACCUCAUUCAUACUAUAGAGCUCAUAAGGGACCAUACAACUUUGAUGGGAGAUCCUGACUAUUACAUUGUCAUGGACUAUUGCCCAUAUGAUUUUUUCAACUUGGUUAUGUCAGGCUUGAUGAGUCAGGAAGAAGUGGCGUGCUACUUUAAACAAAUUGUUAAUGGUGUGAACCAUUUGCAUCAAAACGGGUUGGCACAUCGUGAUCUCAAGCUUGACAACUGCGUGGUAACCACCGAUGGAAUCUUAAAGUUGAUAGAUUUUGGAUCUGCCGUCCAAUUCCAAAAAGAUUUGGUAGAAGGAACUCACAAAAUGGACAUUAUCGAUGAUAAGCAUCGUUUGGUAAGAGCAAGAGGUAUCGUGGGCUCGGAUCCGUACCUUGCACCCGAGGUAUUUGAACCCAGUAACUUUGGCUAUGAUCCUCGACUCGUCGAUGUAUGGUCUGUGGCUAUCAUAUUCUGCUGUAUGUCUCUCAAGCGGUUCCCCUGGAAGAUUCCCAAGUAUCUGGACCCCUCUUAUCGUGCAUUUGCUGAGGAACAGCAGCCCGACGUUGUAGCCGGGGUCGAGCAUCUCAAUGUCAACGAUGAUCCACACCAUCAUAAACGAAGCCCUUCGAAGCUCAUGAAGCUAAUUCCUCCACAAUCGGUGCUGUUGGUGAGGUCCAUGCUCACAGUAGACCCUUCAAAAAGAGCUUUUAUUCACGAUGUCGUUGCUAGCGACUUUUACAAGUCCAUCGCUGUUUGUCAUGUUGAGGAAGACAUUGUAGUUAAAGCGAAAAACCACAUCCACCAUCUCAUCACCGAGGAAGAAUUGCAACAGAUUCAACAAGAAAAAGACAAAUCUAAGAAAAAGGCCAAUGGCUUGGCUCAGUAA